AUGGAGAUUGAAUACUCUUCACCAGCAGCAUCGACUUCUGUCGACAAUCUGUUGAAUACACCCAUUAAGAAGAUCCAGAACUUAACCAUACAUUCACCUUUAUCCAGUCUUAAGUUCACGUCACAAUACUCAAAAUCACCUUCAGGUCUUUACCCUAAUCUUCAAGAUAUGUUUGAUGCGAAAUCCAUCAACGAUAAGGAAAAUGCAUAUCCAAAGAACGACAUUUCCUCAAAGCUUCAUUCCGAACAAUCUGAUAUCAAAUCCGCCAUGAUAGAUAAAGGGUAUUCUCAAAAGAUCACCAAUGCAGUUCUUGAUGAACUUACCAUGAGGUCUUCUGAAAUUUCCCAAUUGAUAAACUCGAAAUCUUCUGUCACAGGAAUGGCAGGGACUUCAAGUAUUACAGCAUCCCAAGAAGAAAAGGAAAAACGAAGGAAACGGUUCAGUUUGGUCCAUAAAUCUAGAUUCAAUAGAAUGGAGUCGAUUUCCAAUCAUUAUUCCCUCCCUAGAAUUAUCAGUAAUAAAAGUUUAGAUAUAAAGCCUGAUGAUCCUGCUAAUCCUAGUUUCUACCGAAGUACUCAAGAGAGUUACAACUUCGACAUUGAUGAUGAUGAAGAUCAGGACAUGGCUAAUAAACGGUUAUCAACCACCACAAUAGGAAGUGUAAGCAAAAGAAGAAGGACAUUGAAUGGACCAGAAGAAGUUUUACCUGAACUAACCACUCAAACUCAAAGUACUCAUAGUACAAACCGUAUUUCACCUUUGAAAAGCACCAUGUCGUCCAAUAUUCCAUCGUCUCCAUUCAAGAAUGCCCAUUCUUCUGUUGUCCAAUCACCUUUCUCCUUUUCAGCCAAUCUGUCUCCUUUUAAAAGUAACAUUCCUACUUUAGCAUCGAGUUCUCCCUCCAAGGGAAUUAGUCCAUCCAAAAAAUCAUACAAUUUAAACCUGUUACUUCAAGACGCACCCCAACUAUCUCAUAAUCAACAGCAGCAGCAGCAUGAUUCCUUUGCUCGACCUCAGAAGCCACCUCAAGCCAUUGAUUCCACCAAUCACAAGUUUCUUAAACCACAUCCACCCUCAUUAAAAAAUAGACCUUCAUCUUUAGAAUUGGCAGGAGUAAAACCUAAUGCAUCUCGAAAGCCAUCGCUUAACAAUCUCAAAGAGGGGCCGUCUUUAUCCCAUAAAUCCUCAAAGUCUAGUCUUAUUCCUAGAAUGCCAUCUAAUUCGAACUUACAGAAAAAACCACUGAACGUCAGCUUAUCAAAGACUUCAUCAAUCCCUCAUCUACAAAAAAAGCCAAGCUCUACCUUCAACAAGCCACAGCCCACCACUGGUGAUUACCAUAAUUUGAAUCAGAGACCACCAGAACUUGCAUCUCCUGUUCGUUCUACGUCUUUGCAUUCGUUAUCUUCUUCCCACAAAAGUGUCACCAAGCCCCAGCCAUUUUCAUUCUACAACAAGCCUACCAUUUCUUCGUCUCAAAAAUCUUUAAACGGAAACCAAUAUCCCCUGUCACAAAGCUCAUUUACAAGCUCAAAGUCAAUGCAUUCGUUGACUACUUCUAAUAAUAAUAAUAAUAAUAAUAAGAUACCCACGAACAUUCCUGAUAAAUCAGCAUCAUUAUCACAACGAUCACUUUACAAAUACCAACAAUUCAAAAAAAGAUUCCAUUAA
This is a messenger RNA of Lizanozyma spartinae, 1671 nucleotides long. RefSeq lists its product as uncharacterized. The record is from RefSeq and is a predicted model, not a curated record. The transcript has a single exon. Lineage: Eukaryota; Fungi; Ascomycota; Pichiomycetes; Serinales; Debaryomycetaceae. Bases 1 to 1671 code for a protein of 556 amino acids.